AUGGAGAACUCCGACAAAAAUCGAAAAGGUGUACGGACACGAGCCAAAAGGAAUGACAAUGUGGAGAUGGAUGCAAUAGAUAAGACGUGCGGCAGUGACACUAGUGGUGUCUCCAUGGCCCCCACUGCACAUUUGUCAGACAAAAGGCAAUCUCAUGAGUUGGAGAUGUGUAAACUGAGAGUAGAAAUGCAAAAAGAGAAGAUUGAUGAGCUGACUAAAGAAAGAGACUAUCUAAAGGAGCAACUGGCAUCAGCUCUGAAAAAAGACAAAGGUUCCAGCAAGGCGAUUUCCCUGUCUUCAAAUUCCUCUAAUGACAGCUCGGUUGAAUCUUCCUCUGAUGCUUUGUCAGACACCUCGACAUCCUCAUCAGAGGUGAACAAGAAGCAGAAGAAGGUGAAUAGAAAGGUGAAAGAAAAAAAGAAUGUGAAGAAGUCAAAGAAAAUGGAAAUGAAGUCAGGGCAGAGAGCCCAAACGCCACAGCAGGUGGUUGCCCGAUAUAAAAAAAUCCUCCGGCACUUCAGUAGAGGAGGGACCAUGUCAUCUGCUCUCAAGCAUGUUGGGGUGGACCGGAACACAAUUGUGGCCAAUGCUCCAAUUGCUGAGCUUUACAUCGCUGUGCCUAACAAGUUUAAGGAACUUGUUCAAAACCAUAGAAGCCGGGAUAAACUUAGUGCUUUUGCCACACAAUGUGCUGCUGAAAUUCAUGAAAAUCAAUCCAUUGAAGAGACUGUCAGUGCCUUGAAAAGUUCCAAUAAGCUGCUGCCCAUACAAAGAAAGGGAAUUUAG
Messenger RNA from Danio aesculapii, 786 nucleotides. Its product is annotated as coiled-coil domain-containing protein 106-like. The record is from RefSeq and is a predicted model, not a curated record. Gene Ontology annotation, cellular component: nucleoplasm. The coding region runs from base 1 to 786 and encodes 261 amino acids. The transcript is spliced from 4 exons. NCBI's taxonomy places the organism in Eukaryota, Metazoa, Chordata, Actinopteri, Cypriniformes, Danionidae.